Messenger RNA from Chinchilla lanigera (long-tailed chinchilla), 1554 nucleotides. It is a transcript of the gene Gtf2h4, whose product is annotated as general transcription factor IIH, polypeptide 4, 52kDa. NCBI's taxonomy places the organism in Eukaryota, Metazoa, Chordata, Mammalia, Rodentia, Chinchillidae. The record is from RefSeq and is a predicted model, not a curated record. Gene Ontology annotation, molecular function: ATPase activator activity; double-stranded DNA binding. Gene Ontology annotation, biological process: nucleotide-excision repair. Gene Ontology annotation, cellular component: transcription factor TFIIH core complex; transcription factor TFIIH holo complex.
CAGCGUCUCUCAUCUCUCGGGGUGAUGGAGAGCACCCCGGCAAGGGGAGGACUGAACCGCGUGCACCUACAGUGCCGGAAUCUCCAGGAAUUCCUCGGGGGCCUGAGCCCUGGAGUGCUGGACCGGUUAUAUGGGCACCCUGCCACGUGUCUGGCGGUCUUCAGGGAGCUUCCCUCUUUGGCUAAGAACUGGGUGAUGCGGAUGCUAUUUCUGGAGCAGCCUUUGCCUCAAGCUGCUGUAGCCCUGUGGGUGAAGAAGGAGUUCAGCAAGGCUCAGGAAGAAAGCACAGGGCUGCUGAGCGGCCUCCGGAUCUGGCACACCCAGCUGCUCCCUGGUGGUCUCCAGGGACUCAUCCUCAACCCCAUCUUCCGCCAGAACCUCCGAAUUGCCCUUCUGGGUGGGGGGAAGGCCUGGUCUGAUGACACAAGUCAGCUGGGACCAGACAAGCAUGCCCGAGAUGUUCCCUCACUUGACAAGUACGCCGAGGAGCGAUGGGAGGUGGUCCUGCACUUUAUGGUGGGCUCCCCCAGUGCAGCCGUCAGCCAGGACUUGGCCCAGCUCCUCAGCCAGGCUGGACUCAUGAAGAGCGCUGAACCUGGGGAGCCCCCCUGCAUCACCUCCGCGGGCUUCCAGUUCCUGUUGUUGGACACGUCUGCCCAGCUCUGGUACUUCAUGCUGCAGUACCUGCAGACAGCGCAGAGCCGGGGCAUGGACUUGGUGGAGAUCCUCUCCUUCCUCUUCCAGCUCAGCUUCUCUACCCUGGGCAAGGAUUACUCUGUGGAAGGUAUGAGUGAUUCUCUGCUGAACUUCCUGCAGCAUCUGCGUGAGUUCGGGCUUGUUUUCCAGAGGAAGAGGAAAUCUCGGCGCUAUUACCCCACCCGCCUGGCCAUCAACCUCUCCUCAGGUGUCUCUGGGGCUGGGGGCACCGUGCACCAGCCAGGCUUCAUCGUCGUGGAGACCAACUACCGCCUGUACGCCUACACGGAGUCGGAGCUGCAGAUCGCCCUCAUCGCUCUCUUCUCUGAGAUGCUGUAUCGCUUCCCCAACAUGGUGGUGGCACAGGUGACCCGGGAGAGCGUGCAGCAGGCCAUUGCCAGUGGCAUCACAGCCCAGCAGAUAAUCCACUUCCUGAGGACGAGGGCGCACCCGGUGAUGCUCAAACAGACGCCUGUGCUGCCCCCCACCAUCACCGACCAGAUCCGGCUGUGGGAGCUGGAACGCGACAGGCUCCGCUUCACCGAGGGCGUCCUCUACAACCAGUUCCUGUCGCAAGUGGACUUCGAGCUGCUGCUGGCCCACGCGCGCGAGCUGGGCGUGCUGCUGUUCGAGAACUCGGCCAAGCGGCUCAUGGUGGUGACCCCGGCCGGGCACAGCGACGUGAAGCGCUUCUGGAAGCGGCAGAAGCACAGCUCCUGAUUGCGGGGGAACUGGGCCUGGGCGGGACCGGGCGGGGUGCGCGAGCCGGCCACGGCGUGGCCUCACAACUCAGGUGUUUUUUAUUUAUAUGCCAAGACACUUUUUGUGGAAUAAAGCUGUCUAAAAAGAGCCGAGAAA